Messenger RNA from Halteromyces radiatus, 1504 nucleotides. RefSeq lists its product as uncharacterized. Bases 175 to 1236 code for a protein of 353 amino acids. Lineage: Eukaryota; Fungi; Mucoromycota; Mucoromycetes; Mucorales; Cunninghamellaceae. The transcript has 4 exons. The record is from RefSeq and is a predicted model, not a curated record.
AUCGCCUUCUUUUAUUUUCUUCUUCUUCUUUACCUUUUUUCUCUUUUUUCUUUUUGGUGAUGCAUAAAUAAACCUAUUACAUAUAUUUUCUUUAUUCAUUCAUACAUAUACAUUCAUACAAUAAACAACAACUACAAACAACAACAACAAGAACAAUAAAGAAAAAGGGUAACCAUGGUUUCAACUGACUUGCAAGAUGCAACAAAUGAUGUUUGGUUUCAUAUACGUUCGAUUGCCACUGGAAACCUCAUUACAUGUAUUUCUUCUGAUUCCUCCUCCUUUCUUCGCUCACAAGUUUAUGUAUGUCCAUAUCAACAACAAUCUGAUUAUGCACUAUGGACAUGGGAUGGUUCCUUCUUACGGAAUAAAGCAAGUCAAUUGGUCUUGGAUAUAAGAAAAGGUCGAUUACGUAUGAUGGAAGAUACGGAAAUAUGUCUUUUUACAAUGAAAUCGCCAGAAGACGCGCAUAAUCAAUUAUGGGGAUGCAAAGAUGUCGUGGAUGAUCUCGGUAGGAAACAACAAGGUAGUUUCAUUUACUCUCUCCGCAAUGAAGAAUGGGUAUUGGAUAUUGGUCAAAUCGAUGAAAAAUACAAUAACUAUAACAAAUUGAUUUUAUUUCCCAGUCAAACCAUCGAUAAUGAAAAUCAACGUUGGAUUCUAGAGCCAGUAACAACAUCUUUAUCUUCAACAACUACAAAACCACAAGAUAUUUCUUCUUUACGACCAUCAUCAACUGGAGUAUCUGAAAUUAAUACAACAAGUACUACACAUCAGGAUGCCCAAUCUUAUCAUGAAUUCUCUUUUUCUUCAAGUCGAUCUUCUUCUUCGGUUGAUCUAGCUGGCAUGGAUUUCCCCUAUGGUUUAAUGCCCGCUAAACGUGGUUCUCAAAGUUCCGUAUUGGCUUCUUCCUUAUCCACUUUUAAAGAAAAUCAUCAAUUGGCUUAUAUUCAACGAGCAUCAAAUCUCAAUGACAAGUCAAUAGCCAUGGCCGUAGCUUAUGAAACUUGGCAAACUUGGAAAAAAGAUCAACUUGAUCAAACUAUCAAUACGGAUUUACCACUCAAGGAAAGACAAGACAAACUUCGGGUUUCUUUACAGUCAUUGGCACGUACAGAAGCCACGCGUCUUUUAAAUGAUACCAAUACCAACAUCAACUCAACUCAUCAACAAUCUGUAUUAACCUUAACUAAUCGAUAUAUUAUUCAACUUUAUGAACAGUUACCUUCUACUCCAUGAAUUCUUUUAUUUUUUUUAUUUUUUAUUUUUCAUGUAUUCUUCUCCUUACUCCUUCCAUUAUCCUUUAUUUUUGCAUAUAUUAAGAUAUUAUCCCUAAGUUUUCUUAACUCCAUCUCAUUUGUACAUGAUUUUUAUUUCUUUAUUUUUUUUUUCUCGGUCUCUCUCUCUCUCUUUCUUUCACAAACACAUGCAACAUUAUUCCCAGUUAUAUCACACCUUUUUUUUUUUUGUAUGAAUUUCUUUCUUUUCUUUUCUUUUCUUUUUUUUU